Molecule: messenger RNA, 121 nt
Organism: Rotaria socialis
Lineage: Eukaryota; Metazoa; Rotifera; Eurotatoria; Philodinida; Philodinidae
Source: the annotation of a GenBank genome assembly
AUGUGUGACGACGACGUAGCAGCACUUGUUAUCGACAAUGGCAGUGGUAUGUGCAAAGCUGGUUUUGCAGGCGAUGAUGCACCUCGUGCAGUAUUUCCAUCGAUUGUUGGUCGACCACGUC